GCACCGUCAUCAAGUCCUUUCAGACUCCGAUAUAUAUGAUUCCUUUCCCAGCAAUCACCCUUUGCCCAUUGAUACCACCGCUGGCUGCAACGCGCAAAAAAUUAUUACAGAAAUUACGCUUGCCGCACAAUAUGGACAACGAAACAGCAAUGUUCCUGCUCAGAUACGGACCGGCUUUCACAAACGAACACGUCCCUGGUGGUAAAGCGCAUAUAAACAAUUUAAAAGCAUUGUUAAAAAUUAACCAUAUGUCGAUGGUGGAUUUCUUAAAACUCUUGCGACCAUGCGAAGAUCUAUUCGAUUACUGUUCGUGGGAAAAUAUUUCGCGGAACUGCAGCGACUUAUUCAAAAUAUCUUACACGUUUGAGGGUGUGUGUUGCUCCUUCAAUUAUCACCUCGAAGAAUCUGUGCAGAGCGGCAGAACUUGGAACGACUCCGAAUUUCUCAGAACUACUUCGUUCGGAGGAAGAUCCGGUCUCCAAGCUGUUUUGCAUCGGGAUUUGUUGGUUGUGGGGGAUGAAGCGGGAAAAUAUAUCAAAUAUUCAACAAACUCCGCCGGUCUUGUGGUUGCCAUAAUUCCAACAAUCAAUCACAAACUCGCUAAUUAUUAUGUUAAAGAUUCUUAUGGUGCAAAGAUUUCGCAAUGCGUAGAUAAAGAUAUUAAUCUGAAAUACUUUCCUACGUAUCAGUAUACAAAUUGCUUUAUCAGCUGCUCCAUCGAUUCUGCUUUUAAAACCUGCAAUUGUGUGCCAUAUUACUACACGCCUAUGGCCAAGAAUUAUUCUUUAAGGAUCUGUGAGUGGGAGGAUUUCCAGUGUCUUUAUACAAACAAGGAAAAAAUUCGGAUUAUUCACAACACUGCUACAUGUGAAUGUCGAUAUCCAUGCAAGAAUGUAGCCUACGCAACGCAAGCUACUUCGAUCAAGUUGAACGGUGAACACAACUUUAAUGUUUCGCCGUUUUACCAAAACAGAACGGAUGCUCAAGCUGUUCUAAGAGUAUUUAUGAAUUAUGAGGUCUGUGCUGAAAUGGAUACAGUUCCGAUCGCCGAUGAAUUGUAUUUGCUAGCCGCUAUAGGCGGCAUAUUUAGCCUUUUCGUGGGUUGCAGUUUUAUAAGCGCCAUGGAAAUUUUUUACUUCAUCGGAUUAUUUCUUCACUCUUACUCUAAUUCAAACAAGAAAUCAAAAUAAUUAUCGUCAAACAAGAAUUUUAUAUGUUCCAAAAUAUCAUCGUUCACUUAUAGCUAUUUAACAAUUUGUCGCAACUAAACAGCUAAUUAAUUGGACGUCCUAUUGCAUUUUUGUCAGAAAACUAAUUAAGAAAUGAAGGAUUAAGUACAUCGCUAAUAUAAGCACACGAAUAUAUGUCUUCUUUCAAGACAUCAAGUUUACAAAUAUCGUACCACGAAUCCAGAACGAUUAGAUCUAUUUCGAGCGAUUACUGGAGCGGUUGCCGUAACAUUUAAGUCCUAUAAUCGUGCAGUUUUUAGAAACAAAAUUGUUAAACAAAUCCUCUAUAAGCAACGGAUAAUGUUGUUAUAAUUUUCAGCUGUUUUCAAAGUGUCAUUUAAUCGGUUGUAUAACGCAAUACGUCAAUUUAUGCAUUAUAUCUAUAUGCAUUUAGUAGUUUCAACACUUGCACGCACCUGUUCAUUAAUGUUGGCAAUUAUAUAAGAAAUAUAUUCAAAAUAGCAGCGUGCAGACAUAUCGAGUGUUUUGAUACGAUUAAAUAAUCACAGAUUUAUCAAAAUCUGUGAUCAUUUGUGAAGGAAAUAUAUAGAACAAAAGUGUGCAAGGCUUUCUUAAAGGCCAGUAAACUCAAUAUUUAGUUCCGCGAAUACGUGAGAUAAAAAUUGUUGAAAAAGACGGCGAAAAGAGAGGAUUCUUCGUGUACGCAAAAGUGGAUAUUUAUAUCGUGAAGAAUGUCUCAGAAGUUUCAAAUAAGACAAACAAGUAAUUCGAUACUUGAGCCAUACGGUUUCAGGAAUUGCAAGCCUUACGUAAUAUUUGAAAGCUUUACGUUAACGCAGCCCUAAUUGCCGCGUAGUAUUGAAACGUGUACUAAUCACGUUGGCUAUUUUCGUGAAUGCUGUCGAAAAUACCGAUUUAGUUCUACGUAGAUAUACGGUAGAACUUCGAGAGCUGGAAGCGCCGACUAUUUUUGGAGAAACGCCCACGUAUCGCGGACACGUCGACGUCUCUAUAACGUUUUCUAUUUGUUGUACCUCGCAGCAAAAUCCUCAUCUUUCGUAAUUACGUCUUUUUUUUAAGUAUCAAUCAGUUUAUUUUACGUAUAUUGAUAUAUGACAGGAAAUUAUUUUUU
Molecule: messenger RNA, 2322 nt
Organism: Linepithema humile (Argentine ant)
Lineage: Eukaryota; Metazoa; Arthropoda; Insecta; Hymenoptera; Formicidae
Source: RefSeq, a predicted model, not a curated record